Hymenoscyphus albidus is the source of this 2742-nucleotide messenger RNA. Lineage: Eukaryota; Fungi; Ascomycota; Leotiomycetes; Helotiales; Helotiaceae. The record is from the annotation of a GenBank genome assembly.
AUGGCUUCGAUUUUCACCUACGAUACGGAACCAACACUAGUGGCGUCACCAUGGCUUACUCCUACUCACACCCCCAACCCUUCGACACCUCAACCCAACGUUCGAAUUAGAUCUCCAAACGCACCCCUCAAUUCGGCACAACUUUCUGAUUAUGGGGUCACUCGUUUGGAGGCUGAGCCACAGGAGGGCCCAACCGAAUACAAGUUGCAUCUUUUAUUGAGACCACGAAGGGGAUAUAGCUCUUCAAGCACGGCAUCAAUAGCUUCAACUGCUCUCCAGCAAAGGCAGUCGUCUGGUCAAGCUCUAGCUCCUUCAAACCAGACUCGACAAAGUCGUCUAGAGCAAUUGACCACUCAACUCUUGUGGCGACUUCAGCAGUCAUCUCCCUAUCACGCAUCUACAACUAGCGAUUUGGUUUUGCCUAAGCUUCCGGAAUCUGCUUCCAGUUUAGACACGCCAACAAGACCCGGGAAGCUUCUCGCGGGGCUGGAAGAAAGUAGAGGAGCUCUAUAUGAAAUCGGUGUAUCUGACGAUGGAACUUUUGUUGGCCUUACCAAAGAUGAGAUGGACGAAAGUUUGACGAACUUGAAAGCAAUGGCAGCUAGUCUUGGUUGCAAUGUUGAAGUUGUGCGUAUGGUAAUGGUAGGGGAUUGUGAGUGGCAUGAAUCGUCCAGCCCAACACCAGCUUCGAUGACUGGUGAUUCUCAUCUGACCCAAGCUACGAAUGGCUCCAGUGAAAUAAAAGUUUUACGGCAUCAAGCACAGUUAUGGGUUGCCGAAGCACUUAUAACUCCCGAUUUGUCUUCUAGAGAAACUCAAUCGCGGAAAACCCCUGUCAAUGCAGGAACCGCCGUUGAUGUACCCACUCCCCAAGGAAACGAUGUUCUUGACCUUCCAGAAAUGAAAUCUUUUGAGACCACUGAGCAAUUACGAGUCACCUUAACAGGACCAACGACUUCUGGGAAAUCAAGUCUUCUUGGUACCCUAUCCACCGCGACACUCGACAAUGGUAGAGGGAAAAGCCGAUUGAGCCUUCUGAAACAUCGCCAUGAGAUUGCUUCAGGAAUGACUAGCUCUCUAGCCCAGGAAUUGAUCGGAUAUAGUGAAGGCAAAGUCAUCAACUUUGCCUCUGGAAAUGUUAGUUCUUGGACCGAUAUCCACGCUUCUGUAGAGCAUAGCAGACUGGUGUUUUUCUCGGAUUCAGCAGGUCAUCCAAGAUAUAGGAGAACGACCGUUAGAGGUCUUGUUGGUUGGGCCCCCCAUUGGACGGUGCUUUGUAUUGCAGCAGAUGACAGUGAAAAUGCCCCGGUGAGCGCUGGUGGGACUUCAUCCGCUCAAGAGAUCUUAGGGACCACCUACGCUGGUAUUGAUCUCGCGAAAGCUCAUCUUGAGCUGUGUCUGAAACUGGACAAACCUUUGGCAAUUGUUGUCACGAAGCUUGAUCUUGCAUCGAAGAAUAGUUUACGACAGACUCUGGCAAAAGUUCUGACGGCCGUCAAAGGCGCAGGUCGCAUUCCUUCGAUAGUUCCCCCAGAUCAUUCUAAAGCAGUAUUGGUGUCGGACUUGGCUACUAUCCCAAAAGCCGAUGCAGACAUAAUUCAACGCACUGUUGACCAGAUGACAGCUGCUGAUGGCCUUACAUCCAUUGUCCCUAUUAUCAUGACUAGCUCAGCAAAAGGCACUGGCAUCCGUUCGUUGCAUGCUCUGCUUCAGCAGCUGCCAAUACCACCCAUUCCAACCGCACUUGACUAUAUUGGCCCAGUCCUCAAUCCAGAACAACCUUCUUGCCUAUUCCACAUUGAGGAUAUCUUCGGUCUCCCUGCUGCGUAUGAGCCACUCGCCUCGAAGGGAGUCGUGACCGGCGACAAAAGUGAUACUGGAAUCGUGAUAGCUGGCUACUUGAGGUUUGGUCGACUAUCAGUUGGAGAUGCAAUUGUUGUUGGCCCUUUUCCGGCUGAAUCGGACGAUGAAGAUUUGCUCCUGGGGAACCCAGUUGCCAAAUCUUCCCCCAACAGCUUCGGAGCAUCAUUAUACCAUCCAUCGACCACUGAACUCUCAAAGGUUGCCUCUCGAAAUUUGGUCUCCGCGUCUGUGACUAAAGGAGAAUGGCACAAUGCUCGUAUCGUCAGUGUACGUAACCUUCGACUCCCAGUUCACACACUUGAAGCUGGUCAGGUUGGAACACUAGGCAUCGUUUUUGAUCUAUCUCAUGAGGAAGAUCUAAAUAGUCUGUCCGAGCCAGCAACUCCAAAAAUGCCUCGUGUACGGAAAGGUAUGGUUAUUGCUGUUCCAAGUCGCCAUAUGGUAGUCACAGGUCAUACUCUUCAAGCAGCAAGUGGUUUCACGGCAUCCUUUGAGGACGGAGACAUCAAUUCUGUCACGCCUGGGAGUCUAGUUGUUGUGUACAUUGCUAGUAUCCGAGCCCCUGCGAAGGUCUUGAGGGUAUCACCACAUGAAGAGAAUAAUUUUGUUAACCAUCUCGCGGAUCAGAUGGAUGAUGUAUUUGGAUUGGAUGACGCAGCAGAGAAGGACGAUGAGCAUGAACCAUUAGUAUUCGGUUCAGAUGGCAUUACGGAUCUUACCUUCGAGUUGAUCACCACGCGUGAGUGGAUAGAGCUCGGGUCGCAGAUUCUGGUAAUGCCUGGUGGAGGUCAUGGUUUGUAUUACGGUUCGGAGAGGGGAGAAAAGGGUGUUGCUGGCCUCGAAGGGUUUGUGGGUAGGGUCACUGAAGUUGUAGACUAG